UGCGAUAAUUUUUAAAAGCUAUCGAGUACUGAGUCAGUAAUACUGACUGAUGACAAUUGGUGACAAAUAGGAGAAUGAAACCAAAACAUACAAAUGGAAAUUGGAAAGAGAGUAAAAAAUAGUAGAUAGUUUUCAGGUAGAAGGAAAGUUAUAGCUUACACAUUUAUAUUAAAUGUGUUAAAGAAUUAUUUAAAAUGGCCGAUGAAAAACAGGCCCUGGUAGAAAAAAUCAUCAAAGAUGUGCAUAUCGUUUUGUCGAACACAGCUGAGUUAUAUGCCUUCGAUAUUGUUCCUGUGGAAACGAAUUUUAGGAAUAAGUCGCCCGUGAUGUGCAUAGAAAAUUGCCUGGGUUUGGAGUCCUGGUGCGUGAAACAGGUUUAUUUGCACUCUUAUACUGUACUAAUGGAUAAAAUGUGCUUUAAAACACAAAGGAAGUCCAGACAAGUUUUGGAUUCAGAAACUUUAUUAAGAUUACUUAAUGUCACCCUCCUUAUCAAUCCUGAUCUCUCUGUAUUGUGGAAUAAAAGAAGAGAAAUGGUUCAAGAAUUACUACUUGACAAAUCAACUGAAUUAAAAUUUACAAGAUUAGUUUUAUCAAGAAAACCAAAAUGUAAUGAUGCCUUUGCACACAGAAGAUGGAUAUUAGGAACAUAUUUAAACAGUGGGUUAUUUCAUUAUAUGUUUCUUGGUCACCAGAUAAAUACUAUGGAGAGUUUAAUUAAUACAGAACUAAGUGUAUGUGAUUUAACAGCAGACAAAUGUCCCAAUAAUUACCAUAGUUGGAGUCAUCGCUUAUGGUUUAUAAACAAGCUUAGAAAUAGUAUAAAACAAGAUGACAUGCAUACAUUAUACAUAAAAGAAUAUAACUUUUCUGAGAGGUGGAUGUCAAAGCAUGUUUCAGAUUUCAGCUGUUUUCAUUAUCGUCAGUUUUGUAUAAAAAAUACCUACAACUUAAGUAACUUGUCUUGGAAAACUUUUGAGAACUCGUUAGAUAUAAAUUUUCGUAAAGUGCUCCUGUGUCUGCUUGUUAAUAAUUUCCCAAAAGAUAUGACAAUACAAGCAUCAGAACAAGAUUUAGUUUCAUAUUCAGAAGAGAAUCUAAUACAGUUUUUGCUGUCUUAUAAUAAUAGUUGUUCCUGCAAUGUUGACAGUGUAUCAUUAUGUAGGAAAUUUGAGAUACUAUGCUAUGAACUUACACUUAAUAGUGAGUUGCUCCGAUUCUAUAAACAUCAUGAGAGCAUGUGGUAUCAUAGACGCUUCAUUUUGCAUGAAAUUAUUGAAAUGAUGUAUGAUCAUUUUGGUUUGUUUCGACAUAAUGGAGUUCUUGUAAGAAAAAGCUGCAAAUAUUGUAAAACAACUGAUCUCAGACAAAAACAGGCAAAAAUAAUUCGAUCUCAUGGUGACUGUUUGUAUAAAAGUGUUCUCUUUCAAGUAAUAAUAAAACAUGAAAAAAGUUUUAUACAAGAAAGAAAUGAUGACAAUCAUGCAGUCAGACAUGAAAAAUAUUUGAAGCUUAUUCAAGGAUUAAACAAUCUGAUGUAAUUUCAUUGAAGAGAGAACCAAACUGGAGUCACUAUCACCGUAUAAGAUUGAUACAUCUCUUUUUAAUACCUUCACACAGCAACAGAAAUGCUCUUACAAUUUGUAAGAUAUAUAUCUAGAUAAGAUAUCUUAGUUUGUGUUUUUUCUGCUGCAAUUUGACAUAAAAACUCUUUCCAAAAAUUCCUGGACCUAUUAGGUAUUUUGUCAACGCUGUGUAGUUGGUUACGUCGCAGUGGGUUAAAUAAAUCGUAUCCCAGGACAACGUGGCAAACCGUCCGCUAUUCCUGUCUGUAGCAUAGAUAUUAGGUUUCCUACAACUUGUGUAUUAUAUGGAUUUUAUAUUGUAGCUUAGAAUUAUUAUUGUACUAUUUAUGCAUACUUAUAAAUUGCUUUAAAUAUAGUGUGUUUUUAUUA
Messenger RNA from Pieris brassicae (large cabbage white), 1955 nucleotides. It is a transcript of the gene temp, whose product is annotated as protein prenyltransferase alpha subunit repeat-containing protein 1-A. The record is from RefSeq and is a predicted model, not a curated record. The transcript has 3 exons. Gene Ontology annotation, biological process: protein prenylation. Gene Ontology annotation, cellular component: cytoplasm. NCBI's taxonomy places the organism in Eukaryota, Metazoa, Arthropoda, Insecta, Lepidoptera, Pieridae. Gene Ontology annotation, molecular function: protein prenyltransferase activity. Bases 195 to 1541 code for a protein of 448 amino acids.